CUGCACUUGGCGCAGGAGCGCAUGCAGCAGCGAGCAAAGCUGGACGGUGGGGGCGACGGCGGUGGUGGGGUGAGUGGUGGUGGCAGUGGUGUUGGUGGUAGUGGUGUUGGCAGCACUGGCAGUGUUGGCAGUGCCAACGGGGGUGACUGUGGUGGGAGUGCAGGCGGAAUCACCACCACCACCCCGAACAACAACAACAACAACUCCAGCGCUGGCAGGGGACAGGGUCCUGGGUCUGCCGGUAGCGGCAGCAGCAACAGCAGCAACAACAGCAAUACCUUUUGCAGCAAUGGUAGCAGCAGCAGCAGUCACGGCCUUGGGAAGCACACGGCCCCGCAGGACCUCAGGGCGCAUGUGCAUGCAGCGCAGCUGGCUGCCCUAAGCCAUGCAGCUGGACUCGGUCACCUGGGUCAGUUUUCACCCAGGGACCUCAAACUGGACAUCCAUCCGCUUAGGGCGGCAGGAGUCCUCCCGACCCAUGGACCUUUCUCGCAGUCCGGGGGUACGCCCCCGGAGCGCUACCCUCGCCCCCUGGCACAAACCCCCCAGCCCCCGAGCAGCUUACAGUCGUCACCAGAACCAGGAAGUGAAGGCAGAUCCCACCACUGGACGUUUGAGGAACAGUUCAAACAGGUACAGGUGUUGCAGCUGUAUGAGCUGAGUGACGACCCCCAGAGGAAGGAGUUUCUGGACGACCUCUUCGCCUUCAUGCAGAAGCGAGGAACACCGGUCAACCGCAUUCCCAUCAUGGCCAAACAGACCUUAGACCUGUACGAGUUGUUCCGCCUGGUGGUGUCAAAGGGCGGACUAGUGGAGGUCAUCAACAAGAAGCUGUGGCGUGAGAUCACCAAGGGCCUCAACCUCCCCUCGUCCAUCACCAGCGCAGCCUUCACUCUACGGACACAAUACAUGAAGUACCUAUAUCCGUACGAGUGCGACAAGCUAAAGCUGAGCUCGCCUCAGGAGCUGCAGGCAGCCAUUGAUGGCAAUCGACGAGAAGGUCGACGAUCAAGUUACGGGUACGACCUCUCGCCUGGACCUACUCUAGUACCUACCAGUCACCAUCUGAACGGCUCCCUCCUAAAUGGCAAACUUGGGCGUGGUUCUCCAGUGGUCCAGCAGCCUCUGCGCCGAGUUCUGGAGUCGGCAGCAAGGAAUCGAAUCAUGGCGAGCAGCAUCACCAGUUCUGGACCUGUCGGCGAAAUCAGUGUGGCCCACACAAAAUCGUGUGCCCCACCAAGUGGGCCCCCACCUCUGGAUCAACAGAGUGGAUCUCUAGCAAAACUGUCCCUCUUCACACCAGAUGAUGACGACAGCCCACCGCCGACCCCACACCCUCCGCCCCAGCGUGGCCUGACCGAGCGGGAUGCCCUGGCCAUGGAGGCAGCCUCGCGGGCAAUGGAAGAGGCGACACGCAAAAUGGAGGCAGCACGACUUCCGCCCUUGGAUACCGGAAGCCCGCCCCGAAAACGACUUCUCAGCGAGGACGAUCGACUCCUGGCGCAUGCUGGGAUGCCCAGCGCGCACUUGAAGAUCACAAGUAGAAACGAUGGACGGUCCGACAUUGACAAUUCUCUGGUUGUGAGCAUGGAGGUAAACGGAGUCAUGUACCAAGGGGUCCUGUUUGCACAGCACAAUCGUCGCAUCUAGCUCCCAGUUCUUCACCCUGAUUAUAAAUGUACAUCUUAAUGCCACAUUAAAGAAACUUUCUCGUUGGUGGGUGGGAUAUGCUGGUGGGUUGUCGUCUGUGAGUUUCAAUAUCAAAGGACAUUCUUUCAUCAAUGCCAGUUGGUCUCCCCCCUCCCCCGCCUCAUUCUUUUCAGCGACGUCAGCAGCAAUGGUUGAACUGAUGUCAAACAUUAUUGGAGGCAAGAUUUCGAAAGAAUGGACCUUUUUCAUUAUACUUUAUUAUGUAUUGUAUCUGCAGAAUGGCAGUGUAUAAUGUAUUUUUUUCUCUUGCACUCACAGAUCAUAUGUAUUUACAACUGGCGGUAGCUACGAAAAAGACAUGCACGACUUCAGUAGAUGAUAAAUCAAUUAUAGUUUGUUUUCUUUGCUUGGCAAGUUAUACCAGCAAAAGUAGUUGUGAUUACUGGGAAAAUAACUUCCAUCUCUCACCAUUGAAAACAUUGAAGAGAACAAACGAGUUUGGUGAGUUCAGUGCACUUCACCAUGAAGCAAGAAGUGAACGGUUCGAACUUCGCUUGGGAUUGUGACAGGAUAAAAAGAACUUCAUACUGCACGUUCAUCAUCAAUGGAUUCCUAAUUAAAAGGAAAAGCUGGAGAGGUUUGUUCUUUGCUCUGGCUCUCUGCACAUUCAGUUACUCUUACGGAAAAGAUGAAAUGCUUGCUCAUUUUUGUUCCUGCUAUUACCUGGGAAAUCUUCAUCCACAGCGAAAGAACUCACAGCAAGCAAACCUGGGUGUGAACAUCAGGUUCACAUAAUGUACGCAGGACCAACAAACUGCUAAUCCUUUUCCAGCAGUUUGUACACUGUCUGGUUGCAUUUUAGUUUUUUUUUUUUUCUUUGUUUAUUUGGUUGGUUGGGUUUAUUGUUGUCCUUGUAACUGUACAGAUGGACAACAAUUUUGCUUUUACUUUAUUUUUACCGAAGCGGUUAAAGAACUACUCUUAGUUACCACCGCGACUCACUCACUAUGAACGAGGUGACUUAAUUUGUGUCAUCAAUCACAAUAAAAUCACAAUCAAAUUGUUAUAAACAUUACAGAAUCGGAGUGGGAAUCGUCACAAGUCAAUGUUUUUCCCCCAUAAAAAUAGGUAACAGAGACCAAACAACUCUUUGUAACAAUUCAAGGGUCGAGUGACAGGCUCUGCCAACUAUCUAUUAAACUAAAUUUUUUUCAGCCUGAGCAAAUUUUUACAAGUGAAAGUAUGAGAUCUUGCAACAAGUUUCCUUUUUAAAUCCAAGUCUUUAAACUUUUAUGAUGUUGACACAUAGCUGUCUUCCCUGCUGUCUCUCUUGGUCUUCAAACAUUUAUUUUCCUAAACUUCCCAAACUUCCUUCUCAUCAUAAUCUUCAAAUAAAUAUGUGUAUCAUGUCCACUAUGCUUCAGUGGAACAUUUUCUUUCACAGAACUGUGGACUUUUUCUUAUCUAGUCUUAGUGUGGAUGCGUUUAGUAAAUGUGUGGUUUUCAGUUGUAGUCUCCUGCCCUACCUCUUCCCCCACAAAAAUAAAUAGUACAAUGAAAGGAGAUGAACAUUUCUGCUGGACCAUCCAUAAUGUGUGUGCUUUCUGGUAAAGUGAAACCUGCGGUUAUUAAUUUUUUAAAAUCUUAUUUUCACAAUCCAGGGCUUCUGCUUACGCAAAAAAUUGCGUACAGUACGCAUUAAAAGUUCGGAGGACCCCUUCAAUUUU
This is a messenger RNA of Pomacea canaliculata, 3377 nucleotides long. RefSeq names its product protein dead ringer homolog. Gene Ontology annotation, molecular function: DNA binding. The record is from RefSeq and is a predicted model, not a curated record. The coding region runs from base 22 to 1650 and encodes 542 amino acids. Gene Ontology annotation, biological process: regulation of transcription by RNA polymerase II. NCBI's taxonomy places the organism in Eukaryota, Metazoa, Mollusca, Gastropoda, Architaenioglossa, Ampullariidae. Gene Ontology annotation, cellular component: nucleus. The transcript is spliced from 7 exons.